AUGGCCAUUCUUUUGCUCCUCGUGCCGCUCCUCGCGAGCUACGUGGCUGCCCAGUACAGAGGCUCGUUCGACGGCUCCGCAUCGCUGGUCCGAGCUCGGCAGGCCACAAACACCAGCGGCUCCACCUUCACCAACCCCGUUCUGGACGACGUCGGCGCCGACCCUUGGGUGUUCCGCUACAAUGACUACUACUACCUCACUUACACGACCUCCUCGGAUAUCACGCUUCUGCGCAGUCCCGUCUUGACCGACUGGAACAAUGCCGAGAGGAAGCUGUUGUACCAGCCGCCAAAGGGUACCAACUACUCGACCAAUCUCUGGGCUCCUGAGCUACACAACCUCGACGGCAAUUGGUAUGUCAUUUUUACUGCCGAUCCCAACAACGACAGCCCGCCUCCGGAGGUCGACAUGCUCUGCGAGUUCAACUGUCCGGCUGUAUAUCAUCGUAUGUACGUCCUCGAGGGUCUAGGAGACGACCCCUGGGACGCCACCUUUACUUUCAAGGCCCAGCUGGAUACAUAUGACCAGUUUGCCAUAGACGGAACGUAUUUUCAGCACAGUACUGGUCUGUAUCACAUCUAUUCGUGCUGGUACCGUCAAUACGACGCCUGGCCGGCCAAUCUGUGCAUCACCAAAAUGGAAAACCCGUGGACCGUGGCGUCCAACUUCUCCGAGCGCCAGAUCAUCAGCGUUCCCAGCAAUCCGUGGGAAAAGACGCCCUACGGCCGGCCGUUCAACGACCGGAUGAGCUCGAACGAGGGGCCGCAGCAGCUGACGAACCCAACCACAAAUCAGACAUUUCUUAUCUAUUCCGCUGCCCGCUCCGACAAUCGCAACUACUGCCUCGGCCAGCUGGAGCUGGUGGGCGACGACCCGAUGAACCCGCAGGACUGGCGCAAGAACAACGAGGGCUGCGUCUUCUACCAGGACGCGCGCGCCGAGGCCUACGGCGUCGGCCACGCCAGCUUCGUCAAAAGCCCGGACGGCUCCGAGGACUGGAUCGUCUACCACGGCAUGCGCAAUCCCAUCACCGGCUGGGCUGCCCGCACCAUCCGCGCCCAGAAGUUCGAGUGGAACGAGGAUGGUUCUCCCGCCUUCCCGCGCCCGGGCUACGGCCCGUAUCCUGUGCCGGCGGGCCAGUCUUGA
Lasiodiplodia theobromae is the source of this 1146-nucleotide messenger RNA. Its product is annotated as Alpha-n-arabinofuranosidase 2. Lineage: Eukaryota; Fungi; Ascomycota; Dothideomycetes; Botryosphaeriales; Botryosphaeriaceae. The coding region runs from base 1 to 1146 and encodes 381 amino acids. The transcript is spliced from 2 exons. Gene Ontology annotation, molecular function: hydrolase activity, hydrolyzing O-glycosyl compounds. Gene Ontology annotation, biological process: carbohydrate metabolic process. The record is from RefSeq and is a predicted model, not a curated record.